Hordeum vulgare subsp. vulgare (domesticated barley) is the source of this 1183-nucleotide messenger RNA. RefSeq names its product WUSCHEL-related homeobox 5-like. Gene Ontology annotation, molecular function: DNA-binding transcription factor activity; DNA binding. Gene Ontology annotation, biological process: plant organ development. The record is from RefSeq and is a predicted model, not a curated record. Bases 84 to 935 code for a protein of 283 amino acids. The transcript has 2 exons. NCBI's taxonomy places the organism in Eukaryota, Viridiplantae, Streptophyta, Magnoliopsida, Poales, Poaceae.
CACCCCGCCCGACCGCAAGCGCACACAAAUGCAAAAGCUAGCCAAGUUCAGAGAAGAUCCAUAUACAUCCUUCGUAGCGAUCCAUGGAGAGCAUCGACCACCACGACGAAGCGGCCACCCGCCUGUCCCUUUCCCCUCCCCAUCCGUCAGCGCCACUCUCCCAGCCACGCUGGGUGCCGACCAGGGAGCAGCUCGCCGUGCUGGACGGGCUGUACCGCCAGGGGAUGCGCACGCCCACCGCCGAGGAGAUACAUCAGGUGACGGCGAGGCUGCAGGAGCACGGCCCCAUCGAGGGUAAGAACGUCUUCCACUGGUUCCAGAACCAGAUGGUCCAGCUUCGUCAGAUGGAGAAGCAGCAACGAUCCGACUACUUCGCCAGACAGUUUCGCCGUCCCCAGCCGCUACCCGUGCUCCACAGCCCCCCCGGCCACCCCUUCUCCCCGUUCCAGCUGCAGGCGCCGCCGGCGCCGAAUACUCCUGCAUGCAACGGAGAAGCAACGUACAUGCAGCAGCCAUGCUACAUGUCAGGGCCAGCAACGCAGGCCGCAGCUAAUCCAACCUACUACUCACAGAUGCAGCCGCCGAUAAUGUACCCAAGUGCGGAGACGAUGGCGCAUGGCAAUGCACAGGCACAGGCACAGGCACAGGCGCAGGCCGCCAUGUAUUACCAGGCAGCAUCUCCGAACAACUCCAACACUCAACAAACGCACGCGCUCCAGCUCCCCCCGACCGCCGGCAGCUACGGGGCGCGUAACGCCUACUCCAACCGCCCCGUGCUUCUGAAUCUGUUCCCACAGUACCCCACCUUUGCAAAUCGCAAGAAGACCCGCCGUGUUAGGAGCGUUGGCUCCGCGAGGCCAUCAACCUCAGGGUCGAUCUCUUGGGAGACGGAGAGUCCCAAGAUCCCCAACAGACAGAUCGUUGUCGAUCUAUGACUUCUUUGGUGAAGGCCACUGAAGGUGAUGCAUGAUUGCCGUGCUGGACAAGUACUUUGUUGAAAUCAUAUAGGCUAUCUCCCAGUCUCAUGGACAAGCCAUUGAGUAGAUGUACCCGUUUUCUUUCAUGGAAUAUUUAUUUGCAAUGUUGCUUUACUUAUAUUUAAUUAGGAGGAAAGUGUAUUGCUUCAUAAACUUGAAGCGUGCAUCGGAAACCAUGUUAAAUGUCAUUGAAUUAGUGCAGUUAU